This is a messenger RNA of Silurus meridionalis, 2611 nucleotides long. Its product is annotated as protocadherin alpha-2-like. Gene Ontology annotation, cellular component: plasma membrane. The coding region runs from base 180 to 2555 and encodes 791 amino acids. The transcript has 2 exons. The record is from RefSeq and is a predicted model, not a curated record. Gene Ontology annotation, molecular function: calcium ion binding. NCBI's taxonomy places the organism in Eukaryota, Metazoa, Chordata, Actinopteri, Siluriformes, Siluridae. Gene Ontology annotation, biological process: homophilic cell-cell adhesion.
AAUAAUUAGAACUACUCCAUUUGUUUUCAUUGCACCACCCAAAAAAAAAAAAAAAUCAGGGAUCUUAAAAAUCGCAUUUGCAGACGUGAGGUCUGUCGGAUUGUAUUGCGUUGCUGAAUUUUAACGCUUGGGAACAUCUUUCAUUUAUAUUUUUAAAAACAACAAAGGGCCACAUCGCUAUGGAUUUCAUGGGAUGCUUUAUGCCGUUCACAGUCAUGCUUCUUUGUUUCUGGAAGGUGUCGUCUGGUCAGAUUGCAUAUUCCGUUGCAGAGGAAGUGAAAAAAGGGACGGUUGUCGGGAACAUCGCUAAAGAUUUAAACAUUGAUGUGCACGACAUGGAAGCUCGAUUGUUUCAGCUCGUGUCUGGAUCUAAUAAAAAGUAUUUCGACGUCAAUCUGAAGACGGGAGUGUUGUUUGUAAGUGAAAGAAUUGACCGUGAGGACUUUUGCGCUUUUGAUCAGAAAUGCGUCUUGAAUAUCGAGGCCCUUGCUCAAAACCCUCAUCAUUUGUAUAGAAUUGAGAUAACGAUCGUGGACAUAAAUGACAACGCACCUCACUUCCCACUGAACACGUUCAAGCUGAAUAUUACCGAAAACACAAGCCCUGGAGAGAGGUUUCUUCUUCCAGUAGCUGAGGAUGAUGAUAUAGGCAGCAACGCGCUGAAAGGUUAUAGAUUAAAUACGAAUGAGUUUUUCUCUGUAGAUGUACAGACUGAUGAGCAGAGUGUAUCGGCUGAGUUGGUGUUGCAAAAGGCUUUAGACAGAGAAAAGCAGUCAGCAUUACACCUGCUUCUAAUCGCACUAGAUGGAGGAAAACCUCCGAAGACAGGGACCUUAAAUAUCAUUGUUGACGUCAUAGAUGUCAACGACAACAGUCCAGUUUUUAUCAAGAAUAUUUAUAAAGUGAAAGUAAAAGAAAAUAUUGCACUUGGAACUAAAAUUUUGUCUGUCUCCGCAUCUGAUUUAGAUGAAGAUUCUAAUGGUGACAUCGUGUACUCGAUUUCAGGACAUGGGAAGUCCAAAAAAAAUGUGUUCACCAUAAUUCCUGAAACUGGUCAGAUUGUAGUAAAUGAACAUCUGGAUUAUGAAGAAAAUCGAGCCGUUGAGUUGAGAGUCCAAGCACGAGACAAAGGUAGUCCUCCUAAAAGUACACACUGUAAAGUUUUAGUAGAGAUUUUAGAUGAAAACGACAACGCUCCGGAAAUCAAAACGACCCCAUUACUAGAAAGCGUAAAAGAAAACACUAAACUUGGGACUGCUGUUGCUUUAGUUACAGUGACUGAUAAUGAUGGAGGCAAAAAUGGCGUUGUGCGCCUGUCAAUCAAGGGCUUCUUUCCGUUUUUAUUAGAGCUAUCGUAUAAAAACCAUUAUUCAUUGCUAGUAAACGGGGUUUUAGACAUAGAAAAUAUUUCUCAGUAUAACAUUCCUCUUGUGGCCGUAGAUGAAGGAACUCCACCUCUUUCCAGUAGCGCUAUAAUAACAGUCAAUAUUGCUGAUGUUAAUGAUAACGCUCCACGUUUCCCCACGCCACUUAUGCACGCUUAUAUAAGAGAAAACGGACAGGUUGGAGAUUUUGUGGUGAGAGUUUUUGCAGAGGAUUCAGAUCUUGGUAGAAACGCAGAACUUUCAUACUCACUCUUAGAGAAUUCCAGCAAUGGGGCUCGGGUAUCACCUAUGAUAAACGUCAAUUCUGUGAAUGGGGAAAUAUACACAACGCAGUCUUUUAACUACGAAGAAAUAAAACAACUUCAGUUUAUUGUGGAGGCCACUGACUCUGGUGUCCCUCCACUAAGUAGUAACGUGACUGUAAAUGUUUUUAUCCUGGAUGAGAAUGACAACAGUCCAGUUUUUCUCCCUCCUUACUCUGACCCUGGAUCAGUAAACAGUGAGAACAUUCCCUACUCUGCUGAAGUGGGAUAUUUUGUGGCUAAAGUCAGAGCUGUAGACUCCGACUCAGGAUAUAAUGCACUAUUAUCUUAUCACAUAACUGAACCAAAAGGAACGAAUCUCUUCAGAAUCGGAACCAGCACAGGAGAAAUAAGGACUAAAAGACGAAUGAGUGACAAUGACUUAAAAACUCACCCGCUUAUCAUCACUGUCUCAGAUCAUGGAGAACCUUCACUGUCCACAAGUAUGAGUAUUGAAGUUGUGGUUGUGGAAAAUAUGGACAGCCUGCAGCCUUCACUAAGACAAGUGCCAGUAAAGGAGGAGAAUUUUUCUAAUAUGAAUCUGUAUCUGCUCAUCGCUAUUGUCUCAGUGUCAGUGAUAUUUUUACUGAGCCUCAUCGCUUUAAUAGCAUCUAAAUGCUACAGGACAGACGGUGCUUUCAGCAGCUCCAGUGUUCCAGUGGUCACUACACACCCUGACGGGAGCUGGUCUUACUCUAAAUCCACUCAACAGUAUGAUGUGUGUUUUAGCUCAGACACAUUGAAGAGUGAUGUAGUGGUUUUCCCCUCACCGUUUCCACCUGCAGACGCAGAGCUGAUCAGCAUUAAUGGAGGAGACACUUUUAGUCGGAUUCAAACUCUUCCGAGCACUGGGAAGACGCAGAACUGAUCAGUAUUAAUGGAGGAGAUACAUUCACUCGGAUUCAAACUCUUCCCACUGGGCUG